AUGAGACUUUUCAUAUGCUUCCUACUAAUUUUGAAAAUCUCCGUUUCCAAAACUUCAAAUAUUCGAGUUACAACAACUAUAAAAUGCGCGAAUUCAACAAAUUUCGAUUUUCAAUUAAUUAUGUGGGAGAUUGAUGAAUAUCCAAGAGAAGAUGAUCAAAUUUCAAAAGCCAGUGGACAAGCGACUGGAAAUAUCAGUGUGAUUUCAGAGGGAAUUUUGAAAAAUGAUAAUUUUUCGGAUCAGGUUUGCUUUUGGGAAUAAACUACAGUAGUAUUUCUGGGGCUGUUUGAAGAAAAUUAACUACUGUGUUUAGAAAUCGUAAUUUUUAGAAAAAUUAUUGGAUUUGGUCAUAGAUUGUUCAUAAUUGCACAAGUUCCGGAGAAAAAAUCUGCACCCAAGUGGACUUGGGAAAAGUGAAUCCAGUUGUUAGAGAUGUCAAUUUUGAAUAUGAUAUUGAUUUGGACGGAAAUCAAGAUGUUUGUAAUGAUAAUCAUCGAUUCUCUUCGAAUUUUUGA
Messenger RNA from Caenorhabditis angaria, 515 nucleotides. NCBI's taxonomy places the organism in Eukaryota, Metazoa, Nematoda, Chromadorea, Rhabditida, Rhabditidae. The record is from the annotation of a GenBank genome assembly.